Messenger RNA from Colletotrichum orchidophilum, 1644 nucleotides. RefSeq lists its product as uncharacterized. Lineage: Eukaryota; Fungi; Ascomycota; Sordariomycetes; Glomerellales; Glomerellaceae. The coding region runs from base 1 to 1644 and encodes 547 amino acids. The record is from RefSeq and is a predicted model, not a curated record. The transcript has a single exon.
AUGAACACUACGUCAACCGCCAAAGAAUUGGAGGCCCAAUGGAUAAACCCUGGCGAUGUUUCAACCAUUCUUUUCAUCCUCGGUGGUGAUAUCGUUCAGAAAGCCUUCUCUCAAGGGACCGGCAAAGCCUAUGUGCCCGUCUGUUUUUCUUUUGGCUGUGCUGCUUAUGCAUUCAUCGGACUUGUGGGUAUCAUUGGCGACGGCCGUCUUCUCUCGCCACCUGAUUACGCAUGCAAGGUUCUGAACCUGGGUUCAGGGUAUCUGCGUGAGAGCAGGAGCUUCGUUCUCGGCAGGUUACUGCGUGACAUGGAAGCGGUCGAGUCUCGCAUGUCCGUUGCAGACGACGAAGACGGCGACUAUGCCCUGAGAAUAUCGGUUUUCGAAGCAACUUGGAAUGGAAAUGACCCCACAAAGUUCUCUUGGAGUUAUUUACACCUCAUCGGCAUGGUUGUGACCCUGAUUCAGUUAGGGAUUGCACUUGUUCCAUUCUUUAUCAAUCGUUCCUGGAAUGUCCUUCUGAUCACGGCAGCGGGAACUGUAUUGGUCCAGUUGACUGGCAUUCUGCCUCAAUGGACAGCGGAAAAAUUGCCCAAUCGACAACGAUCCGCCCAGAUAUUUGCCUUGACAACAGGAAAUGGAUCACGGGAUAUCAUGGUCAUCCUAGGCUACGGUCGGUGCCUGGAUCUGGAGGCCCUGGCCUCGAUGCCAUCACCUCGAAUCAGUCGCCCGUGGGAAAAGUUCCGAUGGCUCUCGAAACCUCAACGCAACAAGAUGAAGGAGCCCAUGAUGCCAAGAAGAAACACGAUGCUUCGAAAUGCGAAGAGAUGUGCUGUUUGGCCAGUCCGGGGGCUUCCGCUGGGUUUCAUCCUCACCCAAACUUCCUUCAUAAUCCUUUCGGUCUUGUGGCUUCUUCUUCUCAUCAAUGUUUCUGGAAGUCGAAGUAUUCCCGAGACCUGGUGCAUAUUGGGGGUUGGGGGCCUGGGAAUGUUCCAAAAUGCCUGGCUUGCUGCCGCAGAGGUGCCAACCAAGUUACGAAACUUGCCUCUUAAGCGAGUCGAUCGUAUCAAGUCGCGCAAAGUCAUGGAUGCUAUCAUGGACUUUCACACCACGUAUGGUCGAGGAACUUCCUUGCGCAACGAAUUCUUUCCAGGCGAAUUGAAGCCCGAGGAAAAGUCAUGGUGGCAUGGGGAUUACUCGCAGUACGAAAAGAAGAGAAGAGAAGACAAAUUGAGGAGUGAAUCAAGACGCGACAGCCCAAACAAGUACCCAAGGUUUCUAUAUGACGGAACAGAACUUGAAUACCUUCACCAAGCAGAGCCUUUUGUGCUGACGGACGACUUCGACAGCGGACGCCAAUACCCAAAAGCGUCUCCUGAGGUUGAUGUAGCCGGGUCAAAACAGUCUACUAAAGGCUCAGAUUCAAAUGAACCGACCGAGCGACGGCAAUGGGAUAUCGAAAGAGGGCCAGAGACAUCUCACAACGCAAACGAGAAGGUAACGAAUACGGACGGAGGCAUUGACGUGGAUAACAAGAAACGCAUGGUAGACGGGGCAGGACUCAUGAGGUUGUCUCCUACAACGCGCCAUUCACUUAUCAUGAGACCGAGGACGGACAGUAUGAAGUCCAUCCCGUGGGCAACAUAA